CAACGCGACAGCAGCAGGGGCGCAGCGAAAGGAGACGACUUUUCAUGGACAUCCUCCCAUCAAACCACCUAUCCAGCAGCGUCUCACGCCUCUCACGACACAAAAGGCGACUCGCCGACGCGAAAAGAAAGGAUCUACUGCGGGCGCCUGAAGCUGUGCGCUGUGCCAAAUAGACAGUCGCUACCUCAUAGCUUCGCACUACAAAAUGCCCCUCGGCCCUCGCCCCAACCCCUCUUCAUCAUCCAAAAAUCCCCCCUCCUACGACAACCCAUACCUCUCCUCCUCUUCACUCGCCAACGCCGGCCCCGCAUUCCCAUCCACCCCUACGUCCUCCCAGAUGCCGUAUCCUCACCAAUCAUCCGUCGAAAGUGGCACUACCGUCCUCGAGCCGGUCGAGCACCGCUACGACGGGUUCAAUCCGGCGCAAGGCGUCAUGUCUGAUUACAGGCGCGCGUCCGGGGCGUAUGCGCCAAACGACGAGGCGAGACAUGGCGAGCAGGAUGUAGGGCUUUUGAGCGCCAAUCAGCCGAACGACGGGUACAGCUACGGAACGCCCUACGAAGAAGACCAAGAGCCGUACCGAGACCGUAUCGUCACUGCCUCGCCAUCUCUCGGUCCAUGGGACUCUGCCUCUCAGCGGUCGCUGCCUCAUCAUCCUACCGCAUUUCCUCUGCCACAGGCGAAUCUCGUACCUUUGGGUGGCGAGGGCAGUCAGAUGAAUGGGCACGUCAACAAGAAACCGAGCCAAAGCGGGCUAAGCUAUAUUGACGAGGAUGGAGAGUAUUAUCAUUCAGAGAGGAUGCGCCCUGCGUCGACAAAUCUGAGUUUGGCGAAGGGGGCUGAGGAUAUGGAGAUGGGUAAUGUGCACCCGGCCUCGAGCUAUGGCUCUGAUCCGUACAAGGAUCCUUAUCAAGAGUCGCCCUACCCAUAUCCACCCCCACCCCAUGACGCCAAUCCCUCAGGCUUUGCAAACUAUACCACGCCAAGCAACUUGUACACCAUGCUCCUCUUCCCUACAGGCCUGGAUAGGCUACUGGCAAUGGUCGGAAUCAAGACGGGGGCUUAUCCCAUCGAACAGGCGAUUGAGAGGAAGAGACGAGGGCUAGGCGGGCAGAGGAUACCGGUUGCGACGUGGGCUCUGACUGCUGCCAUGCUCGGAGUCAUGAUCUACGAGAUGGUCCGCAACUACCAGGCUAUGGGUACACCCAUCGCUAUCAAGCCGUCGUUCAACUACAUGAUUGGUCCUUCGGCUGAAGUUCUCAUCAAUAUUGGCGCUCGAUUCCCGCCUUGCAUGAAGAAUGUCUCGGCAUUGCCAGCGACUUUUGAACUAGCUUGUCUCAAUGAUACUUCAAGCACCCCAACGACUUCGUGUACGAUAGAAGAAAUUUGCGGACACGGCGGCUUCAACGGCAACACCCCAGACCAGUGGUGGCGUUUCAUCCUACCAAUCCUCAUGCACGUCGGCAUCAUCCAUUUCAUCCUCAACAUGCUCGCCCAGAUCACCGCUGCCGCCCAAGUCGAACGCGAAAUGGGCACCAUCCCCUUCUUGAUCACCUACACGCUUGGAGGGAUUUAUGGGUUUGUGCUGGGAGGCAACUUUUCGAGAGUUGGGGUGCCUAGUGUGGGGGCGAGUGGAGCGUUGUUUGCGACUAAUGCGUGCGUGUUGGUGGAUUUGGUCCUGCAUUGGAAGUACGAAGAGCGCCCGAAACUCAAAGCAUUCUUGCUAUUCCUCGAGUUUGCCAUAGGUUUCGCUAUCGGCUAUAUUCCCAACGCUGUUGACGGUCUCGCCCAUCUAGGGGGCUGGGCUAUGGGGAUUCUCUGCGGCAUUAUUCUCUAUCCCUCCAUCUCUGAAACGAAUAGACACAAGUAUAUCGUAUGGGGAUGUAGGGUGGUGGCCUUGGUGCUGGUUAUUGUGGCGAUGGUCACCACCAUCAAGAACUUUUAUACGGAUGAUCCCAAUGCGGCUUGCGAGUGGUGUAAAUACCUUUCUUGUAUCCCGACAAGCUCCAACGAGCACUGUACCGGCACCGGUAUCACCACCACAAAUUCAACGACGACAACCAAGCGUUCUUGGGAUCUUUUCUAGAGAUGUGAUUUGCGUGGAGACGACGAGGAGAUCUUGGGGGAAGAGAGAGAAAUUAUCACCUGCUUGGACAAUUUGACGACCUUUUUUGACGACCUUGUAUAUGAACUGACAAUUGCAUACAUUACCUUCUUCCUGUCACGAUCUUUGUAUUUAGAUAUAGAUAUACAUGACCAUGCCUAUGAAUCAUAUCACAUGUG
Messenger RNA from Cryptococcus amylolentus CBS 6039, 2283 nucleotides. RefSeq lists its product as hypothetical. The coding region runs from base 206 to 2086 and encodes 626 amino acids. The transcript is spliced from 8 exons. Lineage: Eukaryota; Fungi; Basidiomycota; Tremellomycetes; Tremellales; Cryptococcaceae. Gene Ontology annotation, cellular component: membrane. Gene Ontology annotation, molecular function: serine-type endopeptidase activity. The record is from RefSeq and is a predicted model, not a curated record. Gene Ontology annotation, biological process: proteolysis.